Molecule: messenger RNA, 2163 nt
Organism: Rotaria socialis
Lineage: Eukaryota; Metazoa; Rotifera; Eurotatoria; Philodinida; Philodinidae
Source: the annotation of a GenBank genome assembly
AUGAGUAAUAUUCAACACCAUACGAAAUUGAAAAAUAAAUCAAUAUCGUCAGCAAAAGACCGCAUAUCGGAUAAUGAGCUGUCUAUUCCCAUUCCAUCUCGACAAGAGCAUUUAAAUGAUCGAACUGACUUUACGUUGGAUCCAUCAUUAAUAUUUGAUGAAUUACCACAACCGUUUCGACGAAUCAAUAAAGUGCUUGAAUCAAUUUUUGAUGAUGCAUGGGCUAUUAUUGAACAGCGCGAAAAACAACGUCUUAUUGAUCAAACAAAAUUUGUAUCAGCUCAACAUACAUCAUCAACAAUCAUAAAUACUCCAUUUCCAAUAUCUAUGAUUGGUAGUCACAUAUCUGGCACUUUGUGUUUCUUUAAUGGUAUCCAAAAUGAACAGGCAUAUCUUGUUUGCUACGAUAAUCAAAUCGAUGAAAUAAUAAAUUACAUAACAGUUGAAAAUUCUUUACAAAACAUGAUCGUAUUUAAAUCUGAUUCAUCCAUAAAAGAUACAAUUUAUUUCUUAAGUGUUAUUGAUAAAUUAGGCUAUUGGAAAAUGUUUGCCUAUAAAAAUCAACAAUUUUAUCUUUUAUUCACACAAUAUGAAACAGACGAUGAUAGUAAAAGACCAAUAUGCUUAAUGACACAAGUUGGUUUAGGCGAUGAAUAUUUAGUUGUUUCUUGGUUCGGUAAUAAUGAUUCAUGGUUAGAAGUAUACAAAUUACCAAAAGAACAAUGGAAAUCAGAAAUAACUACUCAAGAACAGGCAACGACUGGUAAUGAGAAUCAAAUAGAGGAGAAUGCAUCACAACAAUCAACAGAAACUAGAUCAAAAUUAAUGCGUACUCAAUUUUCUCGUCCAGCCUUAUUGUUUAAAACAAAAGCCCCGAAAUUUAGUCCAGGAUCGAAUAAUUUUCCACAACUAAUGAAAAAUACUGAAAAUCAAUCCAAUAUUGGACUUGGAAUAUCAAAUCAUUUUUAUACUCAACAAGUUAUUGAUGCAAAAAUGUUACUAAUUCGAGAUUUAGUUAUGCCAACAGCUAAUGAUGCAUCUGAUCAAGUAUUGCAAAUACCUAAAUUUGAAUCAUAUCCACCUAUAAUUCCUAGCAUCGUUUUUAUUCCAGCGAAAUCAACAACAGCAGGAGCAGCCAAUUGUCUAGCGGUGAGUUGGUCAACAACAAAUCAAUUACUUAUCUAUAAAAUUGCUAAAUCAGAAAAUAAAGGAAAAGAUGCUUUUGAUACUCGUCCUAUUGUUAUAUGGCCAUUUGCUAGUCGUAUUACAAGUUUAGCAUACGAUUCUAAACAUGAACAUCUUGCUGUAGCUCUUCAAUCAGGCAAUGUUUGUAUUAUUGAAAGAAAAGCAGGAUUUAACGAUCCUCCAUCAAUUCAAAAUGUUAGUUCAUCUCAAAUAAUCGAUAUACGUGCACUUGAUACCGUAGAACAUUCUUUUAAUAUUGAUACUCAUGAGAGACAGAAUGGAAUUUUUGUUUUGUCUAAUGAUGGCCAAAUAUAUCGUGUCAAGUUUAAAUCAAUAUUAAAUGAAGAAAAAAAUGAUGAACAACAAAAUGUAGUCGCCUGUUUCCCUCAGAAACAAAAUAAAGACGCAUCAAAAAUUGUUCGAAUUCUGUUUUUUAAUUGUAAUCCAGCAAAUUUAUUUGUAAGUGUCAAUGAACUUAAUCGUAUUUAUAUAAACGAUGCAUUAAAAUGUAAACAAUUAUGUGAAAUUGUUUUACCGCAAACAAAAAAUGAUCACAAUGAUAAUCAUAAUAAUUCUUCGAUUCAAAUUGCAUUUCUUGAUAGUGCAAGAUCAAUCAUUGUUGGAGUUCCCGAAAAUACGAAUCAAAAUCAAGAAAAUGUGCCAUCAUUUUUACGUCUUUAUCGUGUUCCGUUGGAACAUUUUCCUUCUCUUGAAAAUUAUUAUCCCGAACGUAUAAUCUCAACUCUAGAUGAAAUCGAAUCAAUUCCGGAUACAAAGCCAGCAAAAAAUACAAGUUCACAAACUAAGAAAAGUAGUGUAACAACUGAGAUAGAUAAAUUUUCCUUACAAUUCGAUGAAAAAAUAAAAGAAAUGUUUCGUACAAGACAAUCAUACGCAUAUGAACGACGUGAACGUUUACGUGGUCGUUGGAAUGAAAUAAAACUUCAUUUUAAUCCUGUAUAUGAACAGAUUAAAUAA